CGUCUGCAUAUUAUGAACAAGCGAAGAAGCAUUGUCACAUUCUGCGAAAUACAAGCUACUCUUUUCCGAAACUGCAAUGCGUCUACUGCAUAUAAAAACUCUGCAGCUACAUUUCUUUCUCAUCGCGAAUUCACCGAGAUACGCCAUCUUAUCUCAUACCUGGGGGGACGAUGAAAUACUCUUCGACGACGUCCAGAAUAGGCCUGUUCGCAGCUGGCGAAAGAAACGCGCAUUUUCGAAACUAGAAGGAUUUUGUAAGAAAGCUAACCAGCAUGGCUAUGAAUAUGUUUGGAUUGAUACGUGCUGUAUCGACCAGGGCAGCAGUGCCGAAUUAUCUGAGGCCAUCAACUCCAUGUUUCAGUGGUACAAUCAAGCAGAAGUCUGCUACGUCUACCUUGACGAUACCACUCCGAACGCGCCCAUUGAUGGGUGUCGAUGGUUUACUCGAGGGUGGACGUUGCAGGAGUUGAUUGCCCCCACAGACGUCAGGUUUUUCGACAAGAGCUGGACAUUUAUCAACGAUCGAUUCUCCCUUGCACCGGUGCUCGCAAAUAUCACAGGUAUCAAAGAGGUAGUGCUUCGGCAUGGGCACGAGCCAUACCCUUCACGAUGGGCAGAUCACAAGUCCGACAACACGUUUAAUUCCUAUUGCUUGUCGUGCGGGUGCCGAUGGUGGUCCUCCAUUUAUGAUGAUGGCAUUGCCCAAUUCAGCGUCGCGCAGCGCAUGUCGUGGGCUGCAAAACGGGCAACAACACGAGAAGAGGACAUUGGGUACUGCCUCUUUGGCCUCUUUGAUGUUAAUCUGCCUUUGCUCUACGGCGAGGGCCCAAGGGCAUUCACUCGACUUCAAGAGGAGAUCGUCCGGCGAAACGACGAUCAAUCGAUCCUAGCCUUUAAUCAGGGUUGGGGUACGAUCCUCGCCAGCAGCCCAGAUUGCUUCGGUGUGGGCGAGAUCUAUUCCAAAUGGGCACUCGAUAGUGAAGUCGAAUUACUGAGCAAUCGCCAAUCUAAGCUUUACCUGGCUAAUGGUGGAUUGAGCGCCGACAUCUUAAUAUGUCCUCUGCGGGACUUUAGACCGCUAGAUUCGGAGCGUUAUUAUAUCGGCAUAUUGGAUUGUGCGAUGGGGCCAGACUUGCUCUCUAGACCUGCUAUUCUCCUGAAGCCGGUUCAUCUACCUGAGCACACAUUUCGAAGGUUUUUACCUGGCAUCUUGUGCUGUGUGGACCAACCCGGACACGGCCGCCUCGUGGGAAGUCCAAUUGGAAAUUGGACGGAUUUUAACUUUGACAUCGCUGAAGCUCAGGUUCAAAGGAUUACCAUCGUCCCAGAAUACGAUCUCCGCAAGGAUCCCAUUGUUCAGGGGACCCCCUUGCGGAUAAAGCCACUUAUUGAAUGCGGAGGAUACAGCGUGGAGGAUACAUUCCCAGAAAGACUCAGCGACACCAUGCUGACUUCCUCCCGAUUGACCCCAAGAGGCAUCAUCAUGUUCCAUAAGCCUUCAGCCCCCAGAUUUUGCGUCAUUUGGGAAUCAAGACGAGCCAAGCCUCCUUUUCGCAAUCGAGAAGAGCAGUUUCUCUCAAUAUGGUGCAAAAUCUGGCCCUUGGACGAUUUGAAGCACGCAAGUAUCAGUGUUCGUGGCAAUGCGGCAUUUGCUCGGGAGGUCAUGAAAAGCGUCCGCAUGCGUGAUAGAUCCUUCGACUCACUCUUUAAUUUUGAUGGAAAUACGAAAUCGCAUGUCGACUCUGCUCUUCUGGGGGGCGUUGAGCAGCAGAGAGUCACGGCGAAACUCAACACUGCAGCUUUCCUUGGGCGAACCAUAAUAGAGCUUGAGGUUCAGAUUACCAAGGUCGAGGAUGUCCCUGCAGUUGUUGAUCUACCAAACUGGUAGGGGGUGGUUUUUAGAAUCAUUUACGAUUUUUACUUAAUUUUAUCUACAAUUUAU
Ilyonectria robusta is the source of this 1942-nucleotide messenger RNA. RefSeq names its product heterokaryon incompatibility protein-domain-containing protein. The transcript has 2 exons. Lineage: Eukaryota; Fungi; Ascomycota; Sordariomycetes; Hypocreales; Nectriaceae. Bases 77 to 1888 code for a protein of 603 amino acids. The record is from RefSeq and is a predicted model, not a curated record.